Messenger RNA from Notolabrus celidotus (New Zealand spotty), 1581 nucleotides. It is a transcript of the gene arl8ba, whose product is annotated as ADP-ribosylation factor-like 8Ba. The record is from RefSeq and is a predicted model, not a curated record. The coding region runs from base 124 to 684 and encodes 186 amino acids. Lineage: Eukaryota; Metazoa; Chordata; Actinopteri; Labriformes; Labridae. Gene Ontology annotation, cellular component: lysosomal membrane. Gene Ontology annotation, molecular function: GTP binding; GTPase activity. Gene Ontology annotation, biological process: anterograde axonal transport; protein transport. The transcript is spliced from 7 exons.
UUGGCAGACUGAUCAUAUGACAGCUGCAUGCGUCCCACUUCCCUUCCUCACUGGAAAACGCCACAUCUGACAGGGAGGGAGUACAGACACAACGACAGGGGAGUUUAAAACACCGACCUCAAGAUGCUGGCACUUAUAAACCGGCUUUUGGACUGGUUCAAGUCUCUGUUUUGGAAAGAGGAGAUGGAGCUGACGCUGGUCGGCCUCCAGUACUCGGGGAAAACAACAUUUGUAAACGUGAUCGCUUCUGGCCAUUUCAGUGAAGACAUGAUCCCCACAGUCGGGUUCAACAUGAGGAAGGUCUCCAAAGGAAACGUUACCAUCAAGAUCUGGGACAUAGGCGGACAGCCAAGGUUCAGGAGCAUGUGGGAGCGGUACUGUCGGGGAGUUAAUGCAAUCGUGUACAUGGUUGAUGCAGCAGACCGAGAAAAGGUGGAGGCUUCCAGAAAUGAGCUUCAUAAUUUAUUAGACAAACCUCAGUUGCAAGGAAUUCCUGUUUUGGUGCUUGGUAACAAAAGGGACCUUCCCACUGCUCUAGAUGAGAAGCAGCUCAUCGAGAAGAUGAAUCUGUCAGCUAUUCAGGACAGAGAAAUAUGCUGCUACUCGAUUUCCUGCAAAGAGAAAGACAACAUUGAUAUCACACUUCAGUGGCUCAUCCAGCACUCGAAAUCCAGGAGGAGCUGAAAACGCAGGAGUUGUUUACCAGCUGUAUUUGCCAUGUUACUGUCAUGCCACACCCCCAUCACUCUGCGAUGAUGUACAGUCUUCUACUCACAUGCUGCACUGUUAUGCUCGUGCCACACACAUGCACACAACUCCCCCCUCUCUCUUCUUACAUUGUGAUGUCUUCACAAACCCUAAAGAAUGCACUACUUAAAAAUGUGUUUCUUAGACCGGUUCAAGGAAUAUAAUUGGCAUUAUCAGCUUGCAGAGCUGGACUCUACUUUACCCUCCAGUAAAACCCUAAUUUUGAUCUACCUUUAUCUCUUCAUGCAUUAUUGGUUGAUAAUACCCAUUAGUUUGUACCACUACUCUUAGGUAUUACACAACACUCUUUAAAAGGAGUGUUGAUGCUGUCAAGCAGGCAUCAGUGAUAAAAUGUUGUUCUUCACACAGUCAGAAAUGAUGCUGGGUGACAUCCAGAUUCUCCUAUUCCUGUCAUCUUUUGCUUGACCAUGUUUUCUUCCUCUUUAAAUCAUGUCUGUUGUUAUAGAAAACUGUGGAUUUAAGAAAGUAAUUUGAUGAAGGUCUGUAUAAAUUAUCAAGCUAGUAUGAUUUUUACUGAUGUGAGAUGUGUGUAUGAAUAUGAUUCUAUUUAAAGUCUGAAUGUACUAGACGUAAAGCUGUACAGGAUUGUGUGGUUCAUGUUGGCCCCUGUUUGUCAGUAGCCUCGGUGGAAUGAUGUCCUUUGUGCCGCCUGGAGGCUGAGAGAGUGGCAGAAUUCAAAGUGCCUUUUGCAAUGCCUCUCACCUCUGAAGCUAAGCAAAGCAUAGUACAAGGUGUGCCUACCUGGAUAGAUUAAAUGGAAAAAAACAACACUUCAAUAUAUUCAAGAAAUAAAAAGGCAUGCUUUUUAAUUUA